This is a messenger RNA of Alligator mississippiensis (American alligator), 1695 nucleotides long. Its product is annotated as rho GTPase-activating protein 24. Bases 465 to 1007 code for a protein of 180 amino acids. Lineage: Eukaryota; Metazoa; Chordata; Crocodylia; Alligatoridae. The record is from RefSeq and is a predicted model, not a curated record. The transcript has 2 exons.
UACUUGGAGAAUAUGCACCAGUUAUCCUCUUCCAUCCUGAAUGACUAAUAGCCAUGGCUACCACCACAGAAAAUGUUUCACAGAAGACAGUAACUAAUAAAAUCAUGGACAUCUAUACAAUGAGUUGGUCACAGAUAUAAGUCAAACUGUACUGAAAAGACAUAUGGUAGUAGAGAGGUGGUGGCUCUUGGGAAUAGGAAGGAGCCCCCACAAUAAUGCCAGUACACGGUAGACUGGCACACCAACAUUAGGCGUCACCCAUUCCACAUAACAACAAAACUGGAGACUGAAACAAGAUCCAGGCUCCAACAAAAUGGACUAUUUCCAAGUAUUUGAAAAGCUUCAAACAGCUGUGGCGAGGACGAAAACUCUCACAGUCCAGGGUAAGAGAGAAGCAGAUGCAAGAAAACAAGUUCUCUUAUAUAACAGAAACAGAACAGGCUCUUCUGCAAAACCCUUAGGGCAUGAAUAGCACUGGGCAGGGUUCCUGGACUCGCUCCUUGUGUGAAAUUAUGUUUGAAGAAAACCCAGCUUCAAGGUAUUUAGUUAGGCCUACCUGCCUGGAAGAGUCUCAAGAAACUAACACAGCCACAGCCAGUGUUUUAGGGUUCCAGGAAAACUUGGGAUAUACCCCCAUGGACAACAGUGGUGACAUCUCUUUCCCUGCCGAUGAUUUUCCAGCAAAUUCAUCCUCAUUGCAGCAUCACUUUGCCAAACUAAAGAAGCAGAUGUCCAGACAGAAGGCAGACUAUGAAUCUAAAAUUACAAGCUUGGAGCAGCGGAACAAAGAGCUGCAGUUGGAGAUUAAGGAUCUUCUUUCAAAACUCAGGCAGCAACGGAAGUGGUACAGCCUGGUGGAGAUUAAAAUGCGAAAUGCAGAGAGAGCCAGGGAAGAUGCAGAGAAAAGAAAUGAAAUGCUCCAGCGGGAGAUGGAGGAGUUCUUCGACACAUUUGGGGAAUUAACAAAUGAAGUAAAGAAGACGGAACGAAUUAUUCAAAGUUUCUAAAACAACGAACGGGACCAGAGUUGACAUUUGAUUACAAUUAUUCCCCUUUCAAUGCAAUAAUGAGGGUCCCAACAGCAAAAAUAAGUUUGAUAAUACAAAGUAACAAAUUCAACUAUUUAUCCAAGAGAUGAUAUAAUCUUAGUAUUUUAUAAAUAAGCUAGCAAAGCUAGCUCCUCUUUCAACAAAUAGUUCCUCUUUCAACAACGUACAUUGCAAUUUGAAAGUCAGUGUUAAAAAUAAUUCAAUUCCAAUUGCCCACUCAUCCAAAAAUAUCCAUUUUUUAAAACAUGUUAUAUGUGUUCAAGACAAUCCAAAACUGCAAUUAAGGUGGCACACUAAUAAAAGUUACUACCACAUUAAAUUGAAAAAAAAAUCUUUAUCAUUUGAGCUACGGCAGAAAAGAGCUGAUGACAUUUCAGUCUAUCUAUUUGUCUCCCUCUGAAGCAGCUGACAAGACAGCCUUAUUAUAGCUGCAUUUAUAAAUUGCGAGUAGUUUCUCCAGUUCUUUGAAUCAUCAUUAAUUAGUGAGUAAACAAAAUCAAUUUAAAUUAAUGUCUCUGAAGACUUCUAACGCUUGUAUUUUCCCAAUGGAAAACCAAAACAAUCAAUACAAUAUGUGAGUCUUGAACACAAAGAUAACUCAGACCCUGUUUUAUUAGAGUAUAAUCAAUAAACACUAAUAAUCAUU